GUCGCCAUGUUUACCACCAUGGUCACCACGGGUUUACGACAUUUUUCCAGUGGGCAGCAGUCGAUUGCAGCCCAGAGGACAUGUUGCGUCUGGCCGUUAUGGUCGCACUCGUGGCUACUACUGACCAACCUGCGGCGGCCCUAGAUGCAAUCCUUGUGAUCGAGGAGAGGUGUGGUUUCCUGCCGCCUGAGCUGAAGUUGGCUAAGGCCAUCCUCCAGAUACCUUCGCCUGAGCUCGAGCCUUUGAGAUUGUCCAACAUCGCUGACAUUGAGGUCCUGUCAGAGAGCCUUGUGAGCGUGGCUCGGUCCAUUUCUGCUCCUAUGGUAGCUACAUUUUCUCGUGACAAUUGAUAAGAAAAAUUAACCGAGAGAGAGGAAAAAAAAUAUAAAAUUUUCUUAAAGAUUU
This is a messenger RNA of Cotesia glomerata, 405 nucleotides long. RefSeq lists its product as uncharacterized. The annotation marks the transcript as partial. Lineage: Eukaryota; Metazoa; Arthropoda; Insecta; Hymenoptera; Braconidae. The transcript has 3 exons. The record is from RefSeq and is a predicted model, not a curated record.